UGUCUCCUCCCAGCUCUGCCUCCUGUCCUCGGUGUUUAUGAUCCGAGGCUGCGCGCUGAGCGGCUCUAUUGUCUGAGCGGCGGCAGCGGCAGCGGCGGAGCGGAGCGGCAUCACUGUGACCCCGAUCCCCGGGAGGAGGCCACCGCUGCUCGGGGAGCCCCGGAGCGGACACACGCGCCGAGGACGGUGACGUUUUCGUUUCGUUAUUCGGGUUUGAAUCUCGCCGUGGCUCAGAGACGGACCGUGUUUCUGCGGCGGUCGCACCGAGCAACAGUUGUCACGAUGUCUGAGAUCAGAUGAGGCCGGAGCUGCGGAGCGAUCACUGCGGCGCUGUCGAGCUCCGGGCUGCCGCGUCCCGCCUGCGAUGAUCCCGCCGUGUGUUUAACCGUCCGGGGGACGGAGAAGGGAGCCUGGUGAAGCCCGCGUCCGCCCGUCACUGCUCCGCCGUUCGAUCGGCCACACGCCCGCACACGCACCGGCCGAGGCGAGGUUUUGUCUGCGGGUGAAUCCGGACGUCGGCGGGGGCUCAUGCUUCGCUCCGCGGGGGAACGGGCUGUUGCGUCUGCGGAGAGUUGACGAGCCUGCGGAGGACCCGCGGACAGACAGACAGCCAGGAGGCCGAGAGACAGACAGGGAGCGAGGGGAGGGGGCCACAGCCUGGUUCGGCUCUCUCGACCCGCAGCGGAUCGAGCCGAGCCCCCUCCUGUUUCCACCCAGAGCCGCCACCCAGUCGCCCCCCGCUUUGGAUGGGGGGAAAGCAGAGCACGGCGGGGCGGCCCCGGGGCGCUUUCCCCGGUGUCUCCACGGAUGACAGCGCGGUGCCACCCUCGGCCCACUUCGGCCACUACCGGCCGAGCGGCACGAUGGGCCUGCGGAGCCGCUCGGUGAGCUCCGUCGCCGGGAUGGGCAUCGAUCACAGCCCCGCCGUGCCAUUCGGCUUCUACACCCCGAGAGGGACGGACUCGGAUCGGGCCGGAGGGGGGUCAGGGGGCACGACAGCCGCCCCCCACCACGGUACCGGGUACCAGGACUCUGGGGGAGGAGGGCACCACACGGACGGGGUGCUCUAUCUGGGGUCCCGGGGGUCGCUGGCUGACACCUUACCCCUGCACAUCGCACCCCGCUGGUUCAGCGCGCACAGCGAUGCACAGCAGACUCAGCCAGGUCCCCAGGCUCUCAUUACUAAAGCCCUGACCGGCUCACAGCAGGAGAAUAGCAAGUUGGAUAUCAACAUCUCGGCUGUUUUUCUCUUGCCUACAUUGCCUAGCGACUCUGAUGUGCGUUCAUAUCAGUGGGAGGAGAUAACAGGGCUGGGUCGGGGGAAGUGGGGGCGUCUGCAGAGGAAAGCUGAGGAAG
Messenger RNA from Paralichthys olivaceus (Japanese flounder), 1356 nucleotides. The record is from RefSeq and is a predicted model, not a curated record. NCBI's taxonomy places the organism in Eukaryota, Metazoa, Chordata, Actinopteri, Pleuronectiformes, Paralichthyidae.